This is a messenger RNA of Columba livia (rock pigeon), 2792 nucleotides long. Its product is annotated as tumor necrosis factor receptor superfamily member 10A. Lineage: Eukaryota; Metazoa; Chordata; Aves; Columbiformes; Columbidae. The transcript is spliced from 10 exons. Gene Ontology annotation, molecular function: protein binding. Gene Ontology annotation, biological process: TRAIL-activated apoptotic signaling pathway; positive regulation of apoptotic process. The coding region runs from base 234 to 1403 and encodes 389 amino acids. The record is from RefSeq and is a predicted model, not a curated record. Gene Ontology annotation, cellular component: cell surface; plasma membrane.
CCCCCUGCUCCUCCUCCUCCUCUUCCUCCCGCGCCCCGCCUCGCUCGCGGGUUAUAAGUGCCACGGCUCCGCCGCUCCAUCCAUUACUCCAUUCACCGCGCUCGCUGUUGGGUGCUCCGGGGUGACCAAGCCGUGCCCGGGUCUGGACCGAGGGGUGCCCGGUGGCCUGUUUCCCCCCCGCGCCGUCCCCGCCGCCGCCGCGCUCCGCUCCGCUCCGCUCCCUCCCGCGCAAGAUGCGCCGGGCGCUGCGCACCUCGCUCCCCCGGCGCUGCCUCCCGCUGCUGCUGCUGCUCACGCAGGAAUUUGCUCUCGGAACUGCUGCAGCACCAGUGAAUAGGAGGGAUCUCUCAGACCCAAGCACGGGACGGAGAUACUUUUACCAAGUCCAAGACAGUGAUCGCUAUUGCAAGAUGUGCCCCGCGGGCACCUACGUUACAGAACACUGUGUAGAGCCCAAUGGCACCAGCAAGUGUUUGCCAUGUAACAAGAGUGAAUACAUCGAAUACCCGAAUGGGUUUCACAGGUGCUUUGGCUGCCGGACGUGUAGGGAAGACCAGGUGGAGCUGAGUCCCUGCCGAGCCGACCGCAACACCCAAUGUGCCUGCAAGCCCGGCACCUUCUGCUCCCCGGACCAUUCCUGCGAGAUGUGCCAGAAGUGCCGGCCCCGGUGUCCCCAGGGCGAGGUGGAGCUGGCUCCCUGCACCCCGCACAGCGACCGCCAGUGUGGUCCCCCCACUGGCACCUCCUCCGGCUUAUCCAAUACCUUGAUUGCAGUCAUCUCCGUCCUGGUGGUAAUUGUGUGUGUUUUGUUGCUCGUUUUAUUCUACAUAUGCCACCGCUGCUGUUCCUCAGGAGACGGCAGAGACCUGAGCGGGAAGUCGUGCAGCGUCGUGGACUACCUGGUGCGGCAGCUGCCGUGUAGCCAGAGGGGUGGCCUGGGGACACAGGACAACAUCCACAAUGAGGAGGUGUCUCGGGAUCAGCUGCUUGACCUGAAUUCAGGUUCAGUGACACCCAGAGCCCCGGAGCUGGAGGUGAUGCCAAGGACCUCGUAUACCGAUGUGAAACCCAGGAGGAAACUGGUUUCAGUGCCAGGAGAAGACCCCGUUAACCUUUUGCGACGCUCUUUUUACAUCUUUGCUGAAAACGUGCUCUGGAAGGACUGGAAAAGAUACGGCCGAGCCCUUGGUCUGCUGGAGAAUGAAAUUGCCUUCGCGAUGAAUGAGCCGUUCACGCAGGAGCCCUUUUACCAGAUGCUCAACACGUGGCAGAACAAACAGGGGAUGAACGCGUCUGUGAACACGCUGCUGGAGACGCUGCACGAGAUCAACCUCAGCGGGACUGCAGAGGACAUCGCCUCCAAACUGGUCCAGAAGGGGUUGUUCCAAUACGAAGCGAGCUGAGGAGCGGGGCAGGCCCUGCGUGUCCUUACUUCAAACUGAAGUUGUGAAUACUUGAGGAAGAAAACUUGAGUUUUAUCUUUAAAUAAGUAUUCUCUUUUUCCGAAGCCAUUGUACUGUUAAGCUGAACCUGGGGAACUUGAUCCUCUCAUGGAACAACAAACUUCAUGGUUUUCUCAGCCAAAACUACAGGCUCCCAUAUUGGUGCUUGCUUAGGAAAUCCAAGCUGCUACCUUGAUUCACUGGACCAAUGCAAAGAGCCUAAAACUAUUUUACAAGCUGCCUCUGGGACCGUCUCGCACGGAAGCAUUGGUACUAUAUGGAUGUCUUCAGGGUUGGUGCAGGGAAGGCAUCCCCAUGGUUUUUAACUGGAUCAUCCUUUUCUUGAGAGGUUCCUGGCAUCACGCAAUGGCUUCUGCUUGUAGAACAUCUCUUCCGCUGGCCAGCAAGCUCAGUACUGUGCGCUCGGUGGACAAGCAUUAACUGGGUUCUUGGGUUACUUUCUCCAAGCUGUUGACUUUUUACAAAGGGCAUGUAGUGAUGGGGCAAGAGGUGAUGUCUUUAAACUGCAAGUGCGGAGAUUUAGGUUAGAUCUAAGGAAGAAAUUCUUCACCAUGAGAGUGGGGAGGCCCUGGAACAGGUUUUCCAGGGAUGCGGCACCCACAGCUUCUCUGGGAGUGUUCAAAGCCAGGCUGGACGGGGCUUUGAGCACCCUGGUCUGGUGGAAGGUGUCUGUGGGGACAGUUUCUUCGCUCUGUGAUCACUGGGGUUGCCUAAGGAAAGGGUCAGUGCAAGGAGCGAGGAUGGAGACCGUGGGCAGCAAACUAUCGGUGUGCGGAAACCUUCUCCAUGUCUUCGAUCAACUCACUUUGUGCCCAUUCCCUUGGCCACGGGGGUGACUUUGCUGUCCCCAGCACAGGGAGGUGAGUGCAAUGGGGUCCAAGCAUCACUGUGAGUACCCACCGUCCAUCACCCAGCUGGCUGGGUCACUCCUCAAACACUUUGCCCCUUGUUCUGGCACUUACACGUAGCUCAGGGACAGCUUGGCUGGAAAAACUCCUGCAUUACUUGAGCCGGGCGCAUCCUGCCCCCCCAGCACAGCACAGCCCGCCAGGACCAUCCCAGGAUGGUGGGAGCACGAGGGGCAUCACCAGCAACGCACCCAUCCCCCCGCCCCUCAAAAAAAACCCAUCGACAAAACACAAAGUUUGUAUUUAUGUAUUUAUUUAGUAACUGUAAACGUGUACAUAUAUUAACUUAAAACCUAAUAUAAAAAUAGUAGUGUUUGGUUUUUUAUUAUGCAUGGUUGUGUGUUUUUUAUACAGAGCUCUGGGCCAGCCAGUUUUUACAUUUCUCUUUACGAAGGAAGAAUAAACUUUUUUUAAAAAAGCC